AUGUCUGAAGAAGGAAGAACCAACCCGGUCACCGCUGCAGAGGCCUCCGCCGCCGCUUCUCAGUCACAAGCAGAGGAGCCUGUCGAAUCGAUCGAAGGCGACGACGACGACGAGAAGGAUGGCCCAGUAGUAUCCCAGAACAAGGCCAGUGGAGUCACUGAAGACCAGUGGAGGUCGAUGAUGGACGUUGUCAUUGCGAUUUACGAUUAUCGGGAAGAAGAUGGCCAUGAUCCUUCCAGAUUGUUCCAGCGUAGCGUUAAUAAACGACAUGUCCCCGACUACUACGAUAUAAUCAAGGAGCCAAUGGCGUUGAGUAUCCUCAAACAAAAAAUAAACAAACGCGAGUACCUCAGUUUCGAAGAUUUUGUCCGCGACUGCGCGUUGAUCACACACAAUGCGCAAACAUACAACCGACCGGAAUCACAAGCCUACAACGACGCGCUUGUCAUCAAGGACGUGUUUGUCUCCGAAUUCGCCAAACUCGUUGAUACCGGCGUCAUCACAGCGAAGAUGGCGGAGCUGCCAGACCUAGGCGAAAUCCCAGAAGCCGACCCCUUGCCUCUGGAAGAUGAAGAUGACGACGAGGACGAAGACGACGAGGAUGACGAAGAUAUGGAUGAUUCCGAUGACGGGGCCCGGCGACGGCGCAGACGAGGUCCACGAUCAGGCAGAAAAGACGAUUUACAAGGUCCAAACGACCCAGAAUUCCGGAAAAAGAGAGGUCGGCCGCCUCGGGUUGACACGCCAAUGGAGGCUCGCAUCAAAGCUGUCUUGAAGGGCAUCCGCAAAUUCAAAGACCCAAGCGGCCAGCUCAAGGUUCUCCACUUCGAAAGACUCCCGGACAAGGCCAUGUACCCGGACUACUUUAUGGAGAUCAGGGAGCCAAUGGCCAUCGACCUCAUCAAGCGGAAAUUCAAGCGCAAGAAGUACCAAUCGGUAGACCAUUUCAUGCGCGAUCUCGAUCUGAUGUUCAACAACGCCAAGUCAUACAACCAGCCGAACAGCCAGCUAUUCAAGGACGCCGAAGACCUCCAAAUCGAAGCGCACAAACUCGCUGAGCAAGAGAAAAAGAAGCCAGACAGCGAAUAUGUCAUGGAAGACGGGCGCUUGCCGCUACCCCAAGGAAUCCUGCACAACGGCGAGAUCUGGAAGGUCGGAGACUGGAUUCAUAUUCAGAAUGCCAACGACGUUACGAAGCCCAUUGUCGCUCAGAUAUACCGGACCUGGCAGGACGCUGAAGGGGAAAAGUGGGUGAACGCCUGCUGGUACUACCGGCCAGAACAAACCAUCCACCACUAUGAAAAGCACUUUUUCCCCAACGAAGUCGUCAAGACCGGCCAGUAUCGAGACCACCGCAUUGACGAGGUCGUUGACCGGUGUUUCGUCAUGUUCUUCACUCGGUACAACCGGGGACGACCUCGCGGAUUCCCGCCAGACAAGGAAGUGUACGUCUGCGAGGCGCGGUACAACGAAGAAAAACACAAGCUCAACAAGAUCAAGACGUGGGCCAGCUGCCUCCCGGACGAGGUGCGCGAAAAGGACUACGAAAUGGACCUGUUUGACGCGCCACGGCGCAUUCGCAAGAUACCGAGCCCGAUCAAGCACCUGCUGCCUGAGGGCGCCAAAGAGACGGACGACCUACCCAAGGUGACUUGGGGAGCCGAGAAGGCGCCGCCGCUGGUGGGCGCCGUGCACUGCCGUCCGCGCGACGAGAACGAAUCACCUCCCCCCGAGCCCACUCCAUCGCCGCCUCCUCCCAGCAUGCAUCCACCUGUUGUACUGCCUCAGCAGCCCACCAUGCCACGUCCCCCAACGCGUCCGGGCAGCGAAGUCCUGGGCGACGCUGGCUUGGGAGCACACAUGCCUAUAGCGCCAGUGCGGUCUCCAGCAGUUGGGACUCCUGUUCCAGCAGUGCCAAACAUGGCCAGCGCGGUUCCUCCGCAGCAAUAUCAAUCCCCGGCCGCACCCAGCCCAGUGCCUGUCUACCAGGCCCUCCAGGCACGACCAGGGACAUAUUCAACGCCUGUUGCAGGGCCACCGCCCAGCGCCUACCAGCCAACACCAGCAGGUCAAACAAACCCGUAUGCUUCAGCACAGCAAUCAGCAUACGCGAGCAGCAAUCGCCCUCCUGUGGCUGCUGCACCGGCAUAUAACCCCAACGCUCCACGGCCCGUAGAGGUGUUCCACCUGAGCGACAUUGCCAACGCCGCAAUCCCAGCAGAUAUCCGACAGCAGUUCCACAGCGAUGACCGCGGCCAUGUGCUUUUCUUCUCCACUCCGCCGCUGGAUAUUGUCCCUGACACGAACCCUAAACUGAGCCAUUCACUGAAAUACCUCGCCGCCAAGGCAGCCAAGGAAAAGAAGCGGAAGCUUAGGGAAGAAGAACAAGCAGCAACGUCUACAAACGACGGCGAUUAUUCACAAAAAGCAAAACGCCCGCGCACAUCAAAAGACGAACAUCAACAACAUCAACAACCACUCUCCUCCCGACUCGAAACCCUCAGCCACAAAGCGGCUGCCCUCCUAGCCAAGCAAAUCUCUUCCGGCACAGAUUACUUAUACAAAACCCUGUACGGAGAAGGAGGAGAAGAGCACAGAGCAGAAAAAGUCAAACAGGCCGACUGUGAGCAACACGAGCGAAACGCACAGGUUGAGCGGCACGCGCGCAGUUUCAUUACGCAUAUUAAUGCGCAGUCUGUUGAUGAUUUGGCGCCGAGGAAUGCGGAUCUUAAGCGCGCUGGGGUUUAUCUGGAGGAUGUUAAUUAG
Molecule: messenger RNA, 2766 nt
Organism: Talaromyces rugulosus
Lineage: Eukaryota; Fungi; Ascomycota; Eurotiomycetes; Eurotiales; Trichocomaceae
Exons: 5
Coding region: 1-2766 (921 amino acids)
Biological process (GO): chromatin remodeling
Cellular component (GO): RSC-type complex
Molecular function (GO): protein binding; chromatin binding
Source: RefSeq, a predicted model, not a curated record